Gadus morhua (Atlantic cod) is the source of this 9301-nucleotide messenger RNA. It is a transcript of the gene crebbpb, whose product is annotated as CREB binding lysine acetyltransferase b. Lineage: Eukaryota; Metazoa; Chordata; Actinopteri; Gadiformes; Gadidae. The transcript has 31 exons. Gene Ontology annotation, biological process: positive regulation of transcription by RNA polymerase II. The record is from RefSeq and is a predicted model, not a curated record. The coding region runs from base 766 to 8229 and encodes 2487 amino acids. Gene Ontology annotation, cellular component: transcription regulator complex; histone acetyltransferase complex; nucleus. Gene Ontology annotation, molecular function: zinc ion binding; chromatin DNA binding; transcription coactivator activity.
AAAAAAACUUUUUUGUAUCGGAGGAAUCAACAGCCGCCAUCUUGACGCGGCUCAGAAUCAGUAUUUCUGGAGAGCAUUAUUUUUUAAACCGAUUCGAGCCAUCCGGACUGGGCAUAAACGGCAUUUUCGUGUAGAGCAUCGAUGUGUUCAGUCUUUCUGGCGGAAUUAUUGCAAACAUGUGAGGAUUAGGUCGGGUUUUGUCGUCUGGAGAGCCUCCUGUAUAUUCGGUUUCCCUUUUAGUGAGCGCCGCUGGUCGCCGUAUCUUCGUUCCGAGCCGAUGUAUUUACCGGCGGACAGCCUCGCUAAAAAUAAUCCAAGACACAGGAAAUAUUUGUGGAAUUUUCUUAUUUUUAUUGAAGCCGGAAAUAUAAUUUAAGGCUGUUCGUUUCGGCUGCGAAAAAAAAAUGAUUCGGUACAGACGUGAGAACACCGAUCUGUGGAGAAAUGGACCGGACUGCGCGUCGUUAACCAUUUUCUGAGUAUUUUUAAUUUAUUUUUCUUAAAAAACGGUAGAUUCUUGGACGUCAUUAUUUCGGAUAAUGAUGUGGGUGUUGGAUUAUCAUGGGGUGAUUGUCUGUAGCGAAGCGUGGCGCUGUUGCCCUUCUUUUGCUGCGAUCUUCUAGAGGCGAUCGUCUCGCCGUCCUGCCAGCUAAACCAACUCACCGAGUCUUUCACGAAGAGAUUUACACAAACCCGUCGUUUACGAAGCGGGGGGACCUUUAUUUUGUUUCACAUCAUCACCGACUCACUCUAUUGGGGAUCAGAAUGGCCGAAAAUUUGCUGGAUGUUGGACCCCCAAAUGCAAAGCGACCCAAGCUUAAUUCACCUGCUCUCCCGGCGUCGGAUGGCCCAGAUCUGGUGUCCCUCUUCGACCUGGAAAAUGAACUCCCGGACGACCUCAUCCCGAAUGGGGACCUGGCCCUCAUGGGCAUCUCCUCCAACGGGGGCCCGGGAGGGGGCGGUCCAGGCCGGGGCCCCAGCCUCAACAUGGUCCCCGACGCCGCCGCCAAGCACAAGCAGCUGUCGGAGCUGCUCCGGCCCGGCAGCACCUCCAUCUUGGCCGUGGGCCACAACCAGGCGGGGCCCCAGCAAGGGGGCAUGGGCGGGGGGCAACUCGGCCAGGUCCUGGGCAAAGGCCCCAUGGGCCAAGGGUCGCCGAGCCACCCGUCCGCCCAGGUCCAGAAGGGGGGCCAGGGCAACGGGAACCCCGGCAUGAACUUCAACCAGGCCAUGAUGAACAGCGGGCAGAGCCAUGGGGUACUGGGGCAGCCCUCGCCCGGGCCGGUUAUGAACGGAGGCAUGGGGCCGGCGGGGAGGGGCCGACCGGGGCCGGGGAUGCAGUACCAGGGCCAGGGCAUGCAGGGCGCCCCUGUGGGCGUGGGGGCCGGCGUCGGAGGCAGCGUGCUGGCUGAGGCGCUCACCCAGGGAGGGCCGCAGAUGGGAGCGCACCACGCAAUGAACUCCCAGCAGGCUGGAAACAUGAACAAGAUGGGGAUGGCGGGGCCCCCGUUCGGCCAGCAGUACGGCCAGGUCGGGGUGCAGCAGAUGGGCCCUGGGGGCCUCAACGCCCAGCAGCUCCAGAACAAAGCGGCCCUCCCCAACAGCCUGCAGGGGCCGGGCAGUGUGCCCAACCUGAUGCAGCAGCAGGUGGGCAUGGUCCCGGGGGCAGGCGGCGUGGCGACAGGGCCCACGGCGGACCCGGAGAAGCGCAAGCUGAUCCAGCAGCAGCUGGUCCUGCUUCUGCACGCGCACAAGUGCCAGCGACGUGAGCAGGCCAACGGGGAGGUGAGGGCCUGUACCCUCCCCCACUGCCGCACCAUGAAGAACGUCCUCAACCACAUGACCCACUGCCAGACCGGCAAGUUGUGCCAGGUGGCUCACUGUGCGUCGUCCAGGCAGAUCAUCUCCCACUGGAAGAACUGCACACGGCACGACUGUCCUGUCUGCCUGCCGCUGAAGAACGCCAGUGACAAGAGGAACCAGCAACCCAUGCUGAGCUCCUCCGGCGCCGGUCUCGCCAGCUCGCUGGGCUCGGUAGGGGUCAGCCAGCCCAGCACCAACCCCGCCAUCAACAACACGGCGGGCCACAUCGACCCCAGCUCCAUGCAGAGGGCCUACGCCGCCCUGGGCCUGCCCUACGGGAACCAGUCGCCCGGCCAGACCCAGAUCCCGGGCCAGGCCAGCCCCCAGGGCCACCCGGCGCUGCGGAGCAUCAGCAGUCUGGGCUCCAGCCACAUGCCAGUGGGCAUGGGCCUUCCCUCGUCAGACCAGAUGCACUCGGACCCCUCUCUGCCCUCCUCGCUGAACAAUCAGCUGCUGGCAGACGGCUCGCUGGUGGGGGGCAGCAUGGGCAAGCUGCCGGCCGCCAGCCCCCUCUCCGCGUCGGGGGUCAGGAAGUCCUGGCACGAGCACGUCACUCAGGACCUGCGCACUCACCUGGUGCACAAGCUAGUACAAGCCAUAUUCCCGACCCCGGACCCGGCCGCACUGAAGGACCGAAGGAUGGAGAACCUGGUGGCCUACGCCCGCAAGGUGGAGGGGGACAUGUACGAGUCGGCCAACAGCAGGGACGAGUACUACCACUUCCUGGCGGAGAAGAUCUACAAGAUCCAGAAGGAGCUGGAGGAGAAACGGCGCUCGCGGCUCCAGAAGCAGCCCGCCAUGGUGGGCCCUGGCAUGGGCCAGCCCAACGCCAUGGGCCCCGGUCAGGCCGUCAGACCCCCCAAUGGACCCGUGCCUAUGCCCAAUGUGCCAAAUCAGCUCUUGAACCGAAUGCAGGGCUCUCAAGGGAUGAAUCAGUUCAACCCCAUGGCGAUGGCGCAGAAUGUGCAGAUGGCCCAGGCGCCCAUAGGGCCGCGCGCCGCCUCCCCGAUGAACCACCCUCAGAUGAACAUGGGCUCUGUGCCGUCGAUGGGCAUGUCCCCGUCAAGGAUGCCUCAGGCCCAGGGCAUGAUGGGUAAUCACGCCGGCAACAUGGUGGGCCAGCCCACCAACCAGGGCCAGUUCUUGCCCCAGGGGCCCUUCCCUGCCGGGGGAGGGGGGCCCAUGAAUGUGAACGUGGGCCUGGGCCAGGGCACGUCGCAGGCUGCCGUCGCACAGCAGCAGCAGCAGCAGCAGCAGCAGAGCUCCAACCUCCCCCUGAACGCGCUGGGGUCCCAGCUGCCCUGCGCCCCCCUAGCGCAGCCCCCCCUCCGCGCCACCCCUCCGCCCAACACCUCCGCUAACCCCCCGCCCCCGCAGCCGCCCCCCCACGCCUCCGCCCGGCCCUCCACCCCCGCCUCGGCGGGCGGCCCGUGCUCCACCACCCCCACCCACGUCCCCGGCGGCCUCCCCGGACCCCCCUCCAGCCGGGGCGCCUCCCCCGCCCCCUCCCAGCCGCACACCCCCCUGCAGCCCCCGCCCGACCCGCCCGGACCCCCGCCGCAGCAGCCCUCCUCUGUCCAGCCGCAACACCCCAGCACACCGCUCUCCCAGGCCGCGGCCAGCGUGGACAACCACGCCCCCACGCCGGGCUCCGUGGCGGACGCCAGCUCCCAGCAGGCGCUGCCCGACAUGGUCACCGCGGAGACGCGGGCGGAGCCCAGGGAGGACGGCAGCGGAGGCUCGGGCAAGAAGCAGAUGGACAUCAAGAGCGAGCCCCAGCACGAGGAGGUGGACCGGAAGCCCCUGCCGGUGAAGAAGGAGGAGGCGCUGGAGGCCAAGCAGGAGCCCAUGGACGCGGAAGACACCAAGCCCCUGGUGAAGGUGGAGCCCAAGGAGGAGGGGGAGGACGGCACCAACGGGACCUCCGCCGCGCAGAACCGCAGGAAAAUCUUCAAGCCGGAGGAGCUGAGGCAGGCCCUGAUGCCCACCCUGGAGUCCCUCUACCGCCAGGACCCCGAGUCCCUGCCCUUCAGACAGCCGGUCGACCCCAUGCUGCUGGGCAUCCCCGACUACUUUGACAUCGUGAAGACCCCCAUGGACCUGUCCACCAUCAAGCGCAAGCUGGACACGGGCCAGUUCCAGGAGCCCUGGCAGUACGUGGACGACGUGUGGCUCAUGUUCAACAACGCCUGGCUGUACAACCGCAAGACGUCCCGCGUCUACAAGUACUGCUCCAAGCUGGCCGAGGUGUUCGAGUCGGAGAUCGACCCCGUCAUGCAGGGCCUGGGCUACUGCUGCGGCCGGAAGUACGAGUUCUCGCCUCAGACCCUCUGCUGUUAUGGCAAGCAGCUGUGCACCAUCUCGAGGGACGGCACCUACUUCAGCUACCAGAACAGGUACCACUUCUGCGAGAAGUGCUUCAACGAGAUCCAGGGCAACAGCGUAACCCUGGGCGACGACCCCGCGCAGCCCCAGACAAUGAUUUCAAAAGAGCAGUUUGAGAAGAAGAAGAACGACUCGCUGGACCCUGAACCGUUUGUAGAAUGUAAAGACUGCGGGAGGAAGAUGCACCAGAUCUGUGUGCUGCACUAUGACGUCAUCUGGCCGUCGGGCUUCAUCUGUGACAACUGCCUCAAGAAGUCCACCAAGACGAGAAAAGACAACAAGUUUUCAGCCAAAAGGUUGCAGACGACGCGCCUGGGCACUUACAUCGAGGACCGGGUGAACAAGUACCUGAAGCGGCAGAACCACCCGGAGGCGGGCGAGGUGUUCGUCCGGGUGGUGGCCAGCUCGGACAAACACACGGAGGUGAAACCUGGCAUGAAGUCCAGGUUUGUGGACUCGGGCGAGAUGAUGGAGACCUUCCCUUACAGAACCAAAGCACUUUUUGCAUUUGAGGAGAUCGACGGGGUGGACGUGUGCUUCUUCGGCAUGCACGUCCAGGAGUACGGCUCGGAGUGUCCCUUCCCAAACACCAGACGGGUUUACAUCUCAUACCUCGACAGCAUUCACUUCUUCAAGCCCCGUCUCCUGAGGACAGCUGUCUACCACGAGAUCCUAAUAGGCUACCUGGAGUAUGUCAAGAAGCUGGGGUAUGUGUUCGGUCACAUCUGGGCCUGCCCUCCCAGCGAAGGCGAUGACUACAUCUUCCACUGCCACCCCAUGGACCAGAAGAUCCCCAAGCCCAAGAGGCUGCAGGAGUGGUACAGGAAGAUGCUGGACAAGGCCUUCGCUGAGAGGAUCCUGCACGAUUACAAGGACAUUUGUAAGCAGGCCACGGAGGACCGGCUGACCAGCGCCAACGAGCUGCCCUACUUCGAGGGCGACUUCUGGCCCAACGUCCUGGAGGAGAGCAUCAAGGAGCUGGAGCAGGAGGAGGAGGAGCGCAAGAGGGAGGAGAACAGCACCUCCUGCGAGACCCCCGAGGGGGCUCAGGCGGAGAGCAAGAACGCCAAGAAAAAGAACAAUAAGAAGACCAAUAAGAACAAGAGCAGCGUGAGCCGGGCCAAUAAGAAGAAGCCGGGCAUGCCCAACGUGGCCAAUGACCUGUCCCAGAAGCUCUACGCCAACAUGGAGAAACACAAGGAGGUGUUCUUCGUGAUCCACCUCCACGCCGGGCCCCUGGUCAACACCCUCCCCCCCAUCAUGGACCCCGACCCGCUGCUAAGCAACGACCUGAUGGACGGCCGCGACGCCUUCCUCACGCUGGCCCGCGACAAGCACUGGGAGUUCAGCUCGCUGCGGCGCUGCAAGUGGAGCUCCAUGUGCAUGCUGGUGGAGCUGCACAACCAGGGCCAGGACCGCUUCGUGUACACCUGCAACGAGUGCAAGAACCACGUGGAGACGCGCUGGCACUGCACCGUCUGCGAGGACUUCGACCUGUGCAUCAACUGCCACGGCAUCAAGGGCCACGAGCACAAGAUGGUCAAGUGGGGCCUGGGCCUGGACGACGACAGCAACAACCCCAGCGGCGAGGCCUCCAAGAGCCCCCAGGAGAGCCGGCGCCUGAGCAUCCAGCGCUGCAUCCAGUCGCUGGUGCACGCCUGCCAGUGCCGCAACGCCAACUGCUCGCUGCCGUCCUGCCAGAAGAUGAAGCGGGUGGUGCAGCACACCAAGAGCUGCAAGCGCAAGACCAACGCGGGCUGCCCCGUGUGCAAGCAGCUGAUCGCCCUGUGCUGCUACCACGCCAAGCACUGCCAGGAGAACAAGUGUCCCGUCCCCUUCUGCCUCAACAUCAAGCAGAAGCUCCGGCAGCAGCAGCUGCAGCACCGGCUGCAGCAGGCCCAGAUGAUGCGGCGCAGGAUGGCCUCCAUGGCGGGCAGUCGCAUGCCCCUCCCUUCCCCGCCGUCCUCGUCCACGCCGGGCACGCCCACCUCGGGGCAGCAGCCCAACACGCCCCAGACGCCACAGCCCCUCCCCAGCCAGGCCCCUCAGCAGCAGCAACCGCAGCAACCGGGGCAGCCGCAACAACAGCAGCAGCAGCAGACCCCCAACGCGGCCGUCAUGGCCCCGGGCUUCCCCAACAACGGGCGGCUCAGCCAGCCCUCCACGCCCGGCCCUCAGGGCAAGCCGGGGCCCCAGUCGUCCCCGCUGCAUCAGCAGCAGCAGUCGCCGCUGCACAACAUGGCCCCCCAAGUCCAGCAGCUGCAGCUGCAGCAGCAGCUGCAGCUGCAGCAGCAACAGCAGCUGCAGCUGCAACAGAGCCCCCAGCAGCCGCAGGCCCUGAUGGCCGCCCACAAGGUGGCCAAGCAGAUCGAGAUGGUGGCUAAGGCCAAGCAGCAGCAGCAGCAGAACUUCGCCAUGAACGGCGUGCCGCUCGCCCACCCCCGCAUGGGCGGCCCCAUGGGCGGCCAGAUGCAGAUGAUGCAGGGGCCACGGGGUCCCCAGGUGAUGCAGCAGAGCCCGUGGGGCCCCGGCGUGCCGAGCCCCAUGCAGACGGCGCAGGGCCCGCAGCUCCAGGGGCCCCCCCCGCAGUGCCACAUGGUCCCCCAGCAGGGGCCGGGCUCCCAGAUGGCCCAGCAGCAGGGCCCGCUGAUGCAGAGGCCCAUGAUGCCCCAGCAGCAGGGGCUGCAGAUGCCCGGGGCCAUGCCCCAGGGGCCCUCCGGGCCGGGCCUGACGCCCCAGCAGCAGGGCAUGCCCCGCGGCGUCCCGGGCAACAUCGCGCCCAGCGCCCUGCAGGACCUCCUGCGCACGCUCAAGUCGCCCAGCUCGCCGCAGCAGCAGCAGCAGGUCCUCAACAUCCUCAAGUCCAACCCCCACCUCAUGGCGGCCUUCAUCAAGCAGCGGACGGCCAAGUACCAGGCCACCCAGCCCCAGGGGCCGGGGCAGCAGCAGCAGCAGGGGCCGCCCCAGCAGAGCCCCCAGCAGGCCAUGAUGGGCCCCCAGGCCGGCAUGCAGGCCAUGGCCGCCAUGCAGCAGGCCCACGCGCUGAGGCCCGGGAUGCCCGCCCAGCAGCAGCCGCCGCCUCAGCAGCAGCAGCAGCAGCAGCAGGCGCCGCAGCAGGCGGGCCCCCAGGGCAUGACCCCCAUGGGCCUCCAGGGGCAGAUGAUGAGCGCCGCUCACAACGGUAACCAGCAGGUGGCGGCCCAGUACCGCAGGCACCUACUCCGCAUGCAGCUGCAGCAGCAACAGCAGCAGCAGCAGCAGCAGCAGCAGGGAGGCAUGCCGCAGAGCCACAGUCAGUUCCCCCAGCAGCAGCAGCAGCCGGGCCCUCCCAGCUACUCGCAGCUCCGCAUGCAGCAGCAGCAGCAGCAGCAGCAGCAGCAGCAGCAGCAGCUUGCCAUGCAGGCCGCAGUAGGGCCCGGGGGCCAGCUCCCUCCCAUGGCCCAGAUGGGGCAGCCGGGCAUGAGCAUAGAUGCCCAGAGCCUCCACCAACACCUCCUGCAGCAGCAGCAGCAGCAGCAGAUGCUCAAGCAGCAGCAGCAGCAGCAGAUGGGCUCCCCGGCGCAACAGGCCAACGCCAUGAGCCCCCAGCCCCACAUGCUCCAGGGCCCGCCCCAGGGGGGCCCCCACCUGCCCGGCCAGGCCAUGACCAACGCCCUGGGGAACCAGGUGCGGUCGCCGGCGCCCGUGCAGUCGCCCUGCCCCCCCUCGCAGCAGCAGCAGCAGCCGCCCCAUUCCAGCCCGUCGCCGCGGAUGCAGCCGCACCCCUCGCCGCAGCACGGCUCGCUGCACUCCAGCUCGCCGCACCCCGGCCUGGGCGGGCCCAUGGCGGGCUCCAUGGAGCAGGGACACAUGGGGACGGCGGAGCAGAGCGCCAUGCUGCCCCAGCUCAACCCCCCCAACCGGGGGGGGCUGGGCAGUGACAUGGGGAUGGGGAGCGAUACCACGGGGGACACGCUGGAGAAGUACGUCGAAGGAUUGUAGCAUUGCUUGGUGGAAGAUUUAAAAAACAAUUGGCCUUGAUUGCGUGUUUCCAUCCAAGAACCAUUUUUUUUGUACUUAUGUAAAAAGUUGAAAGGAAUACAGAGAAAUUAGUCGAGAGGCCUAAGGACUGUGAACGUUUCAUUCAAACCAAGGGACUGCUUUAUUCUUCCUGCGACACGAGGAGGGGUUUAAAUAAUUGCUGUUUAAAAAAAAAAGAGGACAAUUAAACACAAAGAAUAUAUUUUUUGGUUCAGACCAGGCCACAAGAGUAUGUUGUUCUGGUCGUUGUGUUUUAAUUUGGUUGUUUUCCAUUUCUUUACGAUCUGGUGUUGACUUCCUAUUUUUUUUUUUUUUAUGAAACUUCUCAAAACAAAAAUCUAGUUUUGUUUUAUUUUGGUUCUUUUGUACCCCUGGAAAAAUUACUAGCGUUUUUUGUGUUGAGAAGACUGUAAAUGAGUUUGUCUGGGAACUUUUUUUGCCAGGUUUCACCUCUUUCUCCCUUUCUUUGCCCCCCUGGCUAAUUUAUUCUAAUAUUCAAUUUUUCAAAAAGGACACGUCUUUGGGAAAGUUAGACUUUGUGUCCUGUUUGCAGAGAUUACGGGAGGUUUAACACGUUUGUAUAGAACCUGGGACUUUUUGCACACGCACCGAAACACGACAUGGCAGGUGUGUGGUGUGUGGGGCGGGGGGGGAUGGGAUGACCAGCACUGCGUGUUCAUCCACUGGUGCGGGGGUGUUCAAUAAACUGGAAUGGGCCCAGUGCUUUUGUCUUGCAACGUUAAACUUUCUUUGUUCCUUCAUUUAAAAAAGAAAAGAAAAUUCUCAUGAAGUCCUGAACCUCUUUUGCCUGUGGUGGGAUAUACUUGUUUUACUGCUGAUUUUAGUUCAGAGUUCUUUGCAACCGUUUUUCUCUUGCAUUAAACAUUGUUGAACUGUUCUCUAAUGUAAAUCAUGCAGAUAGACAAUACUGUAAAUAUCCAGAAAUUAAGAAUGAAAUCACUGUACAAACUGGUUAAAAUGGCUCAUUUCUUACUUAUAUACCAUAUUGUUAAAUAAACCUGUGUGCAACAGA